UUCACCAGAGCGGCGUCUACAGCUGCCCGCGGGCUGGCUGCUGUUCUGCAACAGAAUCCUGACGAUGUGGUCAUUACAUUUGCGAAGCGGACGGCCAUGGGCAGGGCUAGGAAAGGGCAGCUGAAGGACACGCCUGUAGACGAACUUUUGCAUGCUCUGUUCAAGGCCACACUUGAGAAGACCAAGCUCGACCCGACGAAAAUAGAUGACAUCUGUAUUGGGACCUGCCACCCGCCCUCGCCUUUGUAUAUCUCGCGAGCGGCCGCUCUGGCAGCAGGCAUCCCAGCUGAAGUGCCAGUAUCUACCGUGAAUCGUCUCUGUGCUUCUGGGCUGCAGUCUAUCAGGAGCAUUGCCCAUGCCGUGCGGACUGGGUCCAUAUCUCUUGGAUUGGCUGUUGGGGUCGAGAGUAUGACUUUGAAUCCUCGACCUACACCAGAAGUAGUAGAUGCCGUUCGAACGAAUCAGCAGGCUGAGGAUUGUAUCCAGCCCAUGGGGUGGACUUCCGAGAUGGUCGCGACUGCAUACGACGUUUCGCGAGAAAAACAAGACCAGUAUGCGCUGAUUUCGCACACCCGGGCGGAAAAGUCUAUCGAAAAGGGCAUCUUUGUGGAGGAGAUUAUUCCCAUCGAACUCCGGGGCACAGUGGUGUCGGUAGACGAUACUGUUCGCAAAGGCGUCACAUCUGAGUCGCUUGCCCAGCUGAAGCCAGUCUUCGACUGGGGCGACAGGCGCACCACGGCCGGUAAUGCCAGCGGUGUGGGCGAUGGUGCCGCUCUCUGCAUCCUGACAACCCGGCGACACGCACAGGUUGCAGGCCUCCCUAUCUUGGGCAAAUACGUGGCGAGCACCUUUGUUGGUGUUGAGCCAAAGUACAUGGGGAUAUCACCAGUUGCUGCUGUACCCAAAAUCCUUGGAGAAACUGGCCUGACGAAGGAGGACAUCGACGUUUUCGAGAUCAACGAGGCUUUCGCCUCACAAUUCGCGUAUUGCGUUGAGCAGCUCCAGAUCCCGAUCGACAAAAUCAAUCCGAACGGGGGCUCCAUUGCUCUCACACAUCCUCUCGGAAUGACCGGCGUCCGACAAGUCGUUACCGGACUGGCAGAGCUGCGUCGUCGAAACGCCAAGCUGCUUUGCACGAGCAUGUGUAUUGGCAGCGGAAUGGGCGGUGCUGCGAUCUUCGUUAACGAAGCUCAUCCUUGAUAUUAACGACUUAAAGAGCUCUCCAAUACAAAUAUCCUUCACAUUGCCUUCGUUUGUGUUACACAAUCCGUAAUCACGGAAAAAUACAUCCAUUGCUUUAUC
Phanerochaete carnosa HHB-10118-sp is the source of this 1302-nucleotide messenger RNA. RefSeq lists its product as uncharacterized. Gene Ontology annotation, biological process: fatty acid beta-oxidation; phenylacetate catabolic process. NCBI's taxonomy places the organism in Eukaryota, Fungi, Basidiomycota, Agaricomycetes, Polyporales, Phanerochaetaceae. The record is from RefSeq and is a predicted model, not a curated record. Bases 97 to 1200 code for a protein of 367 amino acids. The transcript is spliced from 10 exons. Gene Ontology annotation, molecular function: acetyl-CoA C-acyltransferase activity. Gene Ontology annotation, cellular component: peroxisome.